AAAUGUCGAAGAUACCUCUUCCCCAAAAGCGAGAAUCCACGGCUGAUUCGGUGUCUGAUGUCUCCUUACAAGGGAAAAACUUUCAGUGCACGCCAAUGAAAGUUCAGAAAUUGGACUUAGAAGGCCCAUCAACUUUAAAGGGGGCUGCUAAAGAACCGGGAUCAGGCGUAAAAAAAUCGCAAAAAGAUUUUGACGUCAGGAGCUUGAGACAAGCGCGUGUUCUCCUGGAGACUGAAAAUACGAAGUUAUCAACAUCUGUAUGUACUCUGACUGCGGAGAAGGAAAUACUGGAAGAGAAACUACGGCAAUCUGAGGAAAGUAAACAGGAGACACAAAAAACAUUGCAGUCUAAAUUGGAACGAAAAAACGAGCAAUUGAGAGAAAUAGAAAAACGAAUGGAGUAUUGCCAGAACUCAAACGAACUCUUGGAAACUAAAUUGAACAAUAUUGUAUUCCAGCAUGAAACGGAUUUACAGGCGGAGAAAACAAAAAGCUCAAAGCUGGAAAAUGAAGUUUCGGAGCUGUCUGAGAAGUUAAGACAGGUUCAGUCACAGUUAGAUAGUGCACAAAGUAGGGAAAAGAUAUACAUGAAAGUGCAAAGCUCGAUUCAAAAUAAGAAAGACAGUGAGGUGGCUCGGCUGAAAGAGAAAAUAGCUGAAAACGAGAGUUUCAUUUCGAAGCAUUUCGAGUCGAAGCAGAAGAUGGGGCGAAUUCAUGAACUGGAAAAUGAAAUUAAAGAUCUCAAAGUUAAGCUCAAAGAGUUUGAGACCUCUCAAGUUAUAAACUCCUCUAACAGAAGUCUGGAAAAAAGAGUCCUGGACCUUCAGUCGAAACAUUCCGAGAGCAUCGAUGAAAUAAAGUUCUACAAGGAACUCAGUGGGAACACAAUGUUGCUGAGCGAGGAAAAGCGAACACUUCAAGAGUCCAACAAACAUCUUCAGGCUGAGAUCGACAGACUUCUCCCGGCUGAAGAGAAGCGACAAGUGAUGGAAUUUGAGUUAAAACGCUGGAGUACUGUAAUACAGUCGUUUUACCCAGACUUAGUGACGCCUAACUCCAUUUUAGUGAAGUUGGAAAGUUUAACGACAGAAUUGGCGCUGGUGAAAUCAGAAUUGAUAGACGCUAAAAACGCAAUUCUCAACAAACAUGAAUCAGUGUCUGACAAUUGCGAGAAACUGAACACUACAAAUUCGAGAUUAGAGGCUGAAAUUGCUGAGUUGAAACAGGAAAAAGAGGAAUUAGAGACUAAAAUGCGGUUCCUCGAGAAGAAACUGAUGUUGACGGAGAAGCAACGAGACUCGAAGACAAACUUGUUGACUUCGUUUGAGGUUGAGAGCGGAAUGGGUGAUGAUAAAAGAAGUGCUCAGAUAAUCAGUGAGUUGCAGAGCGAAGUGGCGAAUUACAAAGAGAUGGUGGAAGAUUAUGAUAGGACUGUGAAGGAACUCAGAGCUCAGGCACAAGAAUUGCAGAAAGUACUGUUGAAUCGAACCAGAGCCACUGAAUCAGACGCCACAUUUGCGAACCAGACCGGAGAUUUAAGUCUUUUACUAACUAGUCAAAGUUCUACCAGACAGGAUUUGGAGAAGACGAUGGAAGGUGCUUCAUUGGACAGGACAGCGAUGAAUUUGGAGAAGGAAAAUCUGGAGACCAGGACCAAUUCAGCCGAGGGAUUCAAAGUUGUGACUCUGAAAGAAGACCUUGCGACUGAAAUGAAGCGAGCCAUCUAUACUGAACUGGCUCAACUGAGGAGUGAGAAUGCACAUUUGAAAGAGAAGACACUGAGACUAGCGGCUGAGAAGCAGAGACUGAUGAAUGAGAGUAUGGCUGUACCUGUGGGUGACCGAACUAUGGCCUCUUGUGUUCAGGGAUCGACAGAGUACCAAACUCUGGAAAAAGAAAUGCUGACUCUGGAAGCGUUGUUCCAGGCAUGCAAAACGAGAUUGAAGGAUAUGCGAGAGAUCAUCCGAUGUCUCGGAUAUGAAGUGGAAUUCAAGAAGACAGAGGCUAAAGUGGUGAUCCUUGUGCCAAUAUUCAGACCACCUCCAAGUGAAACCACAAUCAGCGAGUCUGACAACUACUUCCUGGAACUGGAGAAGAUGGAGAACAAGUGGCACAUCAUGCCUGUGGAGACAUUUCUCUAUGAGUCAUACUCUCACCUACUUUCCAGUGAUUUGACCCACUCUGCGCCCUUUUUCGCCCAUGUUAUACAAGAGCUGUACUCUGAGUUUGAACCCGUUGAAAGCCAUGGCUGAAGUGGACGUCUACAAACACGGACCAAGAAAAUGCUGAGAUAGUUAGUUGAACUUGGGAAUAGUUUCAUGGAAAUUAGCGCAUUUUAAUUAAACUAUGAUAGUGUGUAAAUUAAAUUUUGAGGAUUGCUUAGCUCUGAUCUUUGUUUUCUGCUCUUUGUGUGUAAAGAUUUUUCUGAGAAUUGAA
Molecule: messenger RNA, 2436 nt
Organism: Symsagittifera roscoffensis
Lineage: Eukaryota; Metazoa; Xenacoelomorpha; Acoela; Convolutidae
Exons: 7
Coding region: 3-2252 (749 amino acids)
Biological process (GO): mitotic spindle assembly checkpoint signaling; attachment of mitotic spindle microtubules to kinetochore
Cellular component (GO): nuclear envelope; kinetochore; mitotic spindle
Source: RefSeq, a predicted model, not a curated record